This is a messenger RNA of Neolamprologus brichardi, 10412 nucleotides long. Lineage: Eukaryota; Metazoa; Chordata; Actinopteri; Cichliformes; Cichlidae. The record is from RefSeq and is a predicted model, not a curated record.
UGUGUCGGCGCUGUUGUGAGCGAAGCAAAUCGUGACAGGCUAGUAGCAGCGGACUGUAAACAUGGCGGCGUGCACAGCUACAGGGCUGUGCCGAAAACCCCGUUACUACUAGUCUGCUAGACAGAGACACCCCAAAAAUGGAGACCGAAGAGGAGCAGCACAUAACGACGCUCCUCUGUAUGGGCUUCCCAGACCCCGACGUGAUACGAAAAGCGCUCCGGCUGGCUAAGAAUGACAUCAACGAGGCAGUGGCGCUCUUGACGAACGAAAGCCCCGGACUCGGGUAUGGAUAUGAACCGAUGGAGAGUGGGCCUAACCCCGGCUUGGGCUCGAGUGGAGAGGGGGAAAACAGCGGGCGGACUGGCACAGGAGGGUUUGACCCUCCUCCAGCAUACCACGACGUAGUGGAUAGUGAGAGGAGCAAUGAUGAGAAUGGGAACUGCUCUGGGGGAAGCAUGGAGUUUCCCACCACCAACCUGUAUGAACUGGAAAGUCGAGUCUUUACUGACCACUGGUCCAUACCUUAUAAGAGAGAGGAGUCCCUGGGCAAGUGUCUCAUUGCCUCCUCCUGCCUUGCCCGACAUGGUCUUGCUGACGCUGAUGAGAAUUGCAAGCGCUUUAUGGAUCGUUGCAUGCCAGAGGCCUUUAAAAAGCUACUGACCAGCAGUGCCGUACACAAAUGGGGCACAGAGAUUCACGAGGGAAUCUACAACAUGCUCAUGUUGCUGGUGGAACUGGUUGCAGAGAGGGUGAAGCAGGACCCUGUACCUGUAAACCUGAUGGGAGUGUUGACCAUGGCCCUUAAUCCUGACAACGAGUACCAUUUUAAGAACCGGAUGAAGGCCUGUCAGAGAAAUUGGGCCGAAGUUUUUGGAGACGAGGCUAACAUGUUUGCCGUCUCUCCAAGCAACGCCUAUCAGAAAGAGCCCCAUGGUUGGCUGGUUGAUUUGGUGAAUCGAUUUGGAGAGCUGGGAGGAUUCACUGCCAUCCAGACGAAACUCAACACUGAGGAAAUUGAGAUAGCUUAUGUAUCUGCUCUAGUCCAACCCCUCGGAGUGUGUGCUGAAUACCUUAACUCCAGUCUUGUCCAGCCUAUGCUGGAUCCAGUCAUCCACAAGAUGAUCACAUAUGUACAAAACCUGGAGGAGAAGGACCUUAAAGAUAAGCGUCUGGUGAGCAUCCCGGACCUGCUGUCAGCCAUCAAGCUAUUGUGUAUGAGGUUCCAGAGGGAGCUGGUUACUGUGGUAGAUGAUCUCCGGCUGGAUACUCUUCUACGUAUGCUCAAAACACCCCACUUCUCCACUAAGAUGAACUCCCUCAAAGAGGUGACAAAGUUAAUAGAAGAGAGCACGGUUUCAAAGUCUGUGAAAAACGCCAUUGACACAGAUAAACUGCUGGACUGGCUUGUAGAGAACUCUGUCCUGUCAAUAGCACUGGAAGGUAACAUUGAUCAAGCUCAGUACUGUGAGAGGAUUAAGGGAAUCAUUGAGCUGCUGGGGAGUAAACUGUCACUAGAUGAACUCUCCAAGAUCUGGAGAAUACAGGCGGGUCAAUCAUCAACUGUAAUAGAAAAUAUUCAUACAAUAAUUGCUGCUGCUGCUGUGAAGUUCAGCUUUGACCAGCUCACUCACCUCUUCGUUCUCAUACAAAAGAGCUGGGAAGUUGAGAGUGACCGUGUAAGGCAAAAGCUGCUCAGCCUGAUCGGGAGGAUAGGCAGAGAAGCUCGCUCUGAAACCACAACAGGAAAGGUGCUGGAGGUGCUGUGGGAGCUGGCUCACCUCCCCACCUUGCCUACCAGUCUAGUUCAGCAGGCACUGGAGGAGCACCUGGGGAUUCUGAGCGAUGCCUACGCUGUUAAGGAGUUGGUGAAACGCAGUUACAUUAUUAAAUGCAUUGAAGACAUUAAGAAGAACUUCACUCAGGAAGACAGUAAAGGCAACGAGACUCAUAGCUCAUUUCAUAUUGGCACUUGGGGCAAGAAGAAAUCUAACUCACUGGCCAAAUUAAAAGAGCAGAGCAGUCCACAGGCGGUCUGGGUUGUUCCUGCUCUCCGUCAGCUGCAUGAGAUAACCCGUUCAUUCAUCAAGCAGACAUACCAGAAACAAGACAAGAGCAUCAUCCAAGACUUGAAGAAGAAUUUUGAGAUUGUCAAACUAAUCACAGGAUCCCUUGUAUGCUGCCAUCGACUUGCAGUGACAGCUGCUGGUAACAGCGGCCUCUCAGGCUCAACCCUGGUAGAUGGACGAUACACCUACCAAGAGGUAUGGAUAUUCGCUCUCACUGACAUCAAAAAGGGACAGAGCUCCCUGGGAGCUUUUCUUGAUCAAACCCAGAGUUCCUCUCUGAUAUCUCCCAUCCUGCUGGGCUUGAAGCUGCUCUCUUUUGAUAUCACAAUGUGUUUUGAGUGGUUCACAAAAGGGCAACAUGACCUUGAGAGUGAUGUUCAGCAGCAACUCUUCAAGGAGAAGAUCUUAAAACUGGAACCCUAUGAAAUCACCAUGAAUGGUUUUAAUCUUUUUAAGACCUUCUUUGAGAAUGUUAACCUUUGUGAUCAUCGACUAAAACGCCAAGGAACUCAGCUGUGUGUGGAGCGCAUUGACCUGGCAGGGAUGGACUUUAUCUGGCGCAUCGCCAUGGAGACCCCUGAUGAAGAAAUAGCCAAUGAAGCAAUCCAACUUAUUAUCACAUAUAGCUACACCAACCUCAAUCCCAAGAUGAAAAAGGAUUCUGUGUCUUUGCACAAGAAGUUCAUUGCUGAUUGCUACAAACGACUAGAGGCAGCCAGUUCGGCCCUGGGUGGGCCUACUUUGACACAUGCUGUUACUAAAGCAACCAAGAUGCUGACAGCCACGGCCAUGCCGACUGUGGCCACAUCUGUACAAUCACCAUCCAGAUCCACUAAGCUGGUGAUAAUUGAAAGACUGCUGCUUUUGGCUGAGCGCUAUGUCAUCACUAUAGAGGAUAUGUACUCAGUUCCUCGCACUAUUCUACCUCACGGGGCCUCUUUCAAUGGACACCCUGUCACUCUUCACAUCACCUACGAGUCAACCAAAGACACUUUUACCUUAGAGACUCACAGUAAUGAAACAGUAGGAAGUAUCCGGUGGAAGAUAUCUGAGCACUUGAGCUGUCCGGUGGAUAAUGUCCAAAUCUUUGCCAAUGAUAGUGUGUUGACCAUGAAUCGAGACCAUAAGCUGCUGUCUCAGCUUGGCUUUAGCGAUGAGCAGAGCCUCACUGUGAAGAGCUCAGGCACUGGCACUCCCUCUGGCAGCUCCGAGUCCUCAGCCUCUGCCUCCAGCAGUUCCAGCUCUGCUGUCUUCAACUCUGCUUAUGCCCUAGAGCAGGAGAAGUCUCUGCCUGGAGUUGUGAUGGCUUUGGUCUGUAAUGUGUUUGAGAUGCUUUACCAGCUAGCAAACCUUGAUGAGUCCAGGAUCACUCUGCGUGUGAGGAAGUUGCUGCUGCUGAUUCCAACAGAUCCUGAAGUACAGGAUGCACUUGACAACUUUGUUCCCAAAGAAUCCAGCGUCUGGAGCCAUCAGAAAACACUCUUCACCCUCGGCCAGGGUACAGGCUCUCGUUCUCCUUCUAUGUCCUCCAAGCAGCAACAUCAGCCCAGUGCUGCUUCCAUCUUGGAGUCUCUUUUUAGAUCUUCAGCCCCUGGCAUGUCCACAUUCAGAGUGCUCUACAACCUUGAGGUGUUGAGUUCAAAACUCAUGCCCACAUCUGAUGAUGAGAUGGCCAAAACCAGCAGCAAAUCCUUCUGUGAGAAUUUCCUGAAAGCAGGAGGCCUCAGUCUGGUGGUAAAUGUUAUGCAGAGAGACUCCAUCCCAUCAGAAGUGGACUAUGAGACCAGACAAGGGGUCUACUCAAUCUGUCUUCAGUUGGCCAGGUUCCUUCUGGUUGGUCAAAGCAUGCCUGCUGUACUGGACGAUGAUGUCAUCAGGGAUGGCGAUGCGCUAUCAUCUCGGCCGUUCCGUAAUGCUGGGCGAGCAGGGCGACAGCUCUCUCUAUGUGGCACUCCAGAGAAGUCCUCCUACAGACAGAUGUCUUUGUCUGAGCGAUCAUCCAUAAGAGUUGAAGAAAUCAUACCUGCUGCACGUGUCGCUAUUCAGACCAUGGAAGUGGGGGACUUCACUUCCACAGUGGCCUGUUUUAUGCGUCUGACCUGGGCGGCUGCAGCAGGUCGAUUAGAUCUGGUUGGUAGCCCACAGCCAAUCAGAGAGACGCAUGGCUCUCUUCUGCCCCAGGGAGUACGCACUAGAGUCAGCAGCACUGGGAGUAACUGCAGCUCCAGUAGCGAGGGCGAGACCACACCAACAGCAUUGCAUGCAGGGAUAUGUGUCAGACAGCAGAGUGUCUCCAUCAAAGAUGCCAUCAUCGCCCGCGAGGCUUUGUCUCUGCUGGUUACCUGUUUGCAGUUACGCUGUCAGCAGCUGUCUUCUUUUUACAACCUGCCUUCUGUCAAUGAUUUUAUUAUUGAUAUUCUGCUCGGAUCUCCCAGCGGAGAGAUCCGCCGUGUGGCUUGUGAUCAACUGUACACUUUGAGCCAAACUGACACAUCAGCCUUCCCUGAAGUCCAAAAACCUAACUUGUUCCUCCUUUCAGUUAUCCUGACUGCUCAGCUCCCAUUAUGGAGCCCCACAUCUGUAAUGAGAGGGGUCAACCAAAGAUUGCUGUCCCAGUGCACUGAAUACUUUGAUCUAAGAUGCCAGCUUUUGGACGACCUAACUACGUCAGAGAUGGAGGUGUUAAAAGUGAGCGCAGCCACCAUGCUGGAGGACGAGAUCUCUUGGCUUGACAAUUUUGAGCCUAGCUGGAGCUCUGAGAUGGAGACCAGCGAGGCAGAUAACAUCCUCCUAGCAGGGCACCUCAGACUUAUCAAGACCUUGUUGUCUCUCUGUGGCAAUGAGAAAGAACAUCUUGGUCCAUCUCUCAUCCAGCAGUUGCUCGAUGACUUCCUGUUUCGAGCCUCACGCAUCAUUAUCAACAGCUCCAACCCUACAACUUCCCCGGCCCCCAGCCAUGAUUUCCACCCAAAACCCCCUGUAGAGAGCCGUUCAGUCUCAGGUUUUGUUGGGUUGAAGAACGGUGGAGCCACCUGUUAUAUGAAUGCUGUGUUCCAGCAGCUUUACAUGCAGCCCGGCCUCCCAGAGGCUUUCCUGUCCAUUGAAGAUGACACAGACCAGCCUGAAGAGAGUGUUUUCUAUCAGGUCCAGUCUCUAUUUGGCCAUCUGAUGGAGAGCAAACUCCAGUAUUAUGUACCUGAGAACUUCUGGAAGAUCUUCAAGAUGUGGAACAAAGAGCUAUAUGUAAGAGAACAGCAGGAUGCCUAUGAGUUUUUCACUAGCCUGGUGGAUCAGCUUGACGAACAUCUCAAGAAAAUGGGUCGAGAGCAGAUCUUCAAAAACACAUUUCAGGGAAUUUUCUCUGACCAGAAGAUCUGUAAAGACUGUCCUCACCGAUAUGAGCGUGAGGAAACAUUCAUGGCACUGAACCUUGGAGUGACCUCUUGUCAGAGUUUAGAGAUCUCAUUAGACCAGUUUGUCCGAGGAGAGGUGCUAGAGGGCAGCAAUGCCUACUACUGUGAGAAAUGCAAAGAGAAGAGGACCACAGUGAAGAGGACAUGUAUCAAAUCCCUGCCCAGUGUUCUCUGUAUUCACCUUAUGCGCUUUGGCUUCGACUGGGAAAGCGGACGAUCUAUCAAAUAUGAUGAGCAGAUUAGGUUCCCCUGGGUGCUGAACAUGGAGCCCUACACUGUAUCUGGAAUGGCUCGUCAAGACUGCAGCGGAGAGGGAGGCGAGGGGAGAGGCGACGGGAGCUCAGGAGGGUCACCCAGGAAAAAAGUCACAAUUUCUGAGAACUAUGAGCUUGUGGGAGUUGUUGUCCACAGUGGUCAGGCGCAUGCUGGCCAUUACUACUCUUUUAUUAAAGAUAGACGCGGUGGUGCACGUGGUCGGUGGUACAAGUUCAAUGACAACGUGGUAGAAGAGUUCGAUAUGAACGACGAAACUUUGGAGUACGAGUGCUUCGGUGGGGAGUAUCGUCCCAAGGUUUAUGACCAGUCCAACCCUUACCCUGACGUGCGGAGGAGAUACUGGAAUGCCUACAUGCUGUUUUAUCAGAAGAUCAGCGACCAGAAUUCGCCUGUUCUGCCCAAAAAGAGCAGAGUCAGCAUCAUGAGACAGGAAGCUGAGGACCUUUCACUGUCUGCUCCAUCUUCUCCUGAUGUUUCCCCACAGUCCUCUCCACGCCCCCCAAGAGCCAACAAUGACCGUCUCACUCUACUCACCCGUCUGGUCCGCAAGGGAGAGAAGAAGGGCCUGUUUGUAGAGAAAAUGCCCGUCAGCAUCUAUCAGAUUGUGAGAGAUGAGAAUCUGAAGUUCAUGAGAAACAGAGAUGUCUACAACAGCGACUACUUCAACUUCACCCUUUCCCUGGCUUCAGUCAAUGCAACAAAACUGAAGCAUCCAGGCUACCAGCCAAUGGCCAAAGAGAGUCUUCAGCUGGCUGUUCACUUUCUGUUCCACACCUACUUGCACACCAAAAAGAAACUCAGGGUGGACACAGAGGAGUGGAUGGCGACAGUGGAGGUGUUGCUGUCUAAGAGCAGUGAGGCAUGCCAGUGGAUGGUGCAGUACCUGGUGGGGCCAGAGGGACGCGAAAUCGUCAAGGUUUGUCUGUUGGAGUGCAGUGUAAGAGAGGUGAGGGUGGUGGUUGCAUCCAUCCUCGAAAAGACUCUGGAGAGUGCACUUCAGUUUGGAGAUCCAGGACUAGACGGUUUAACAGAUGCUCUGCUCUCCUUACUGGACAAAGAUGUUCCUGAGAAUGUGAAGAACUGUGCGCAGUAUUUCAACCUCUUCAGCAACUUCGCUCAGAGGGGUUGCGGUCCUUGUCAGUUGUUGUUGAAACACUCGGCGUAUCGCCGGAUGCUCAUCUUUCUGUUGGGCCCCAAUAGGCAGAACAACCAGAACCGAAGGUGGAGUCCAGCUCAGGCUCGGGAGUUUCUUCACCUGCACAGCACUCUGGCCCUGAUCACUCUGCACUCUGACCUCAGCCCCCAGCGCACACAGGCUCCCGGAGGGCUUAAGCUGCGCCUGAGUAGUGUCCUGUCCUCCACCCCUCUUCUCCCUCUCCAUGCGGACAUCCUUGCCUCACUCUUUACUCCAGAAGGACAGCCUUACCUUCUAGAGGUGAUGUUUGCAAUGCGCGAGUUAUCAGGCGCACUGUCUCUCCUGAUAGAGAUGGUGACCUACAGCUCGUUCUGUAAUGAGCCCUUCUCUCUGGGAGUCCUGCAGUUACUCAAAACACAGCUGGAAACAGCUCCACCUCAUGAACUGAAGAACAUUUUUCUGAUGCUGCAGGAGCUUCUAGUAAUGGAAGACCCUCUGCAAUCCCAGAGACUCAAGUAUGCUUUUGAGUCAGAGAAAGGUCUAUUAGCUUUGAUGCAGCAGAGCAACAAUGUAGACAGCAGGCGCUGCUACCAGUGUGUUAAGUUCCUGGUCACAUUAGCUCAAAAGUGUCCUCAAGCUAAGGACUACUUCAAGGACUUGUCUGGCACCUGGAGUUGGGCGGUGCAGUGGCUCCAGAAAAAGAUGACAGAACAUUACUGGACUCCACAGAGCAACGUCUCAAAUGAGACAUCCACCAAUAAAACCUUCCAGCGCACAAUUUCUGCACAGGAUACCUUGGCCUAUGCUACAGCAUUGUUAAAUGAGAAAGAGCAGUCUGGUAGCAGUAAUGGUUCUGACGGCAGCCCGGCGAAUGAAAACGCUGACCGCAGUCUCCGACAGGGGUCAGAGUCUCCCAUGAUGCUCGGUGAUUCUAAGAGCGAUCUAGAAGAUGUGGACCCCUAGGUCGUCCUACCAGUGGGAUCCCUCCAAAGGAGAGGCAGCUCCGGGAAGCCAUUCGAAAAGGCUGCACUUUGCCUCUGAUUGGUCAGGACAUUUAGGACUCCACAGCAAGCCAAUCAGAACAUUUGUCUCAGUCGCUAAGGCAACGAAGGAGCUAUGAAUAAAUCAUGAAUUACUUCCUUUCACAUGAGCCAAGGCGAUGAUGGAGAUGCAUUAUCAUUAAGGGCAGCAGAGUUGAUUAGGGUGGGAAGUGCAAAUAACCUUCCACAAUCAUGGAUGACUUCAGUUUAUCCUUUUAUUCAUUCAUUCACUCAGAAUGACAGCAAGGUGGAGGAUGGGUUUGGGUUGUGUUUUAACAAUUUUCUGCUCAUGUUUGCCAAUUUAUCUACAUAUUCAUAUUGUAAAGAUUUUGUUCCAUAGAUGUUAUUUCCAGUGUAAGAUAAUAUUUUAAAGUGUCCUGUGCUCUUCUCUCACAGCCAUGCAAAUUGCGGGAGGUCACAUUUAGCUGCUCUAGAGGAACUUACAGACAGGAACACCUCCACAUAUGAGCACUUGGGAGGGAGGGUGGGUUUAAGUAUGCACUUUAUAGUCCAACCCAUUCUGUUGUGAUGUACAGCAGCACUGGUCAGUUCCUCUAGAGCCUCGUCUUCUUUUGCUUUUAACAACUUAUAUUUGCAGUGCCACUUAUGCAACACAUGAGAGCCCUGAUGGCAAGCCAGUCUGCCUGUGACUUGACCUUUGACCCUCGGCCACCACAGUGUAGCCAUCGGGAUGCAGUAGGGGGCUGGUCCUGUUGUAUGACGGUUCCAGACCCUCAGCAUAUCUGAAACAAGCAGUGCCAUGGUCAGUACUCUCCCUCCACUCCUCCUCCUUGCUGACAAGCGGCCUCGUGUUCUGGAUUUUAUUCUUUUUGUCGCUGUGUUUUAUUUUCAAUGCCACUUUUCUUUGAAUCUGGAUGAAUUGAAUUACUGCAGAGGAUUAGGGACUCGAGCCUUAUGCAGGAAAAAGCUGAUCUGGAAGAGCGCAGAUCAGUUGUGGUGGGCCAUCAGUGCUGCCUGAAGGGGAGCUCAGGAGCAGGUUUUUAUUUUUAGGUGCCAAGGUUACACACACACAUGCACACAAAAACUAGAACUUCUGAAAAACAUGCAGGCGUGUGUCACUCAUUCACUUCGCUCACAAAGACAGAGAACAGGUCCUCUUCACCUCACUGUUACCUCUGCUUUAUCAGGUUUCUUUUUUUUUUCUGAUGGAGUUUACAUUUUGCUUUGCCUUUUGCUUUUGUCAACCUUUGGAAACACACACAGAGGAGCUAAACCCAAAUGUAGCUCUAGUUUUUACUGGAGAGCAACACCCAUGUUACCAUCAUCCCUGCCCCCAUCAUCGGGAGACUUGAAGUGCCUUAACCUCCCGAUCUCCCUCCCGUCUCCCCUCGGACACUGUCUCGUCACAUCUCCGAUGAGGUACGUCCUCACCUGCUCCACCCGUGACGCUAAACCAAGUGUCUCCUGUGGUCAUGUAGAAGGGCAACAGGGCUUCUUCCUUUGCAUUAUUCUUGAAACUACUACAGGGAAUUUCCUCUGUGUGUUGUGACAAAGGACUGUAGGAAUGUAACUGUUGACUCUGUGUGUGAAUGGGGAGGUGGGCGUGGAAGUUUUACCCAGUAACACAGGGUUUAGGCAACACGACAGGGUUCUGAUGAUGGUAAAAUGCUGCUUCUCUUCACUCUGCACUCAGACAGAGACACUUUGUAGAUAAUUCAUGCUAGGUAGUUUUAAUGAAGUCACGCUUUCACUAACAUGUUUUAAGACAUGAGCCUAAACUUGCUUAGCAGAUUAGCUCUCAGCUUUAACAGGUCAAUGUUUACAAUGUAAGGACCUAGGAAGCUACCAUGCAAAAUGAUUUUCUGUUGGAAUCAACGUGCGAUCAAUCCGCUGGCUCCUCUGCAUCCGAGAAGAGGAAAGACACUGCUUUAGCCCUUCCAUGCUCCUCCACCCCAUUUUCCUCUCAUUAGAUGUGAAUGUCACAUCGUGCUCUCCAGCACGUUUGCAUGUGUGGCAGUAAGUGAUGGUGAGGUUUGUCUUUUCUGCGUGAUGGAAAAAAACAAAAUCAGCCCCCACCCCCUCCACAUGUUGUUUGCUGUGUAAUUUGGUAUCAUUAAUGUCACAAACACACGCCCCUUCAUAGUGGCUGGUUAUGGGCGAUCUGAAGGAGCUGCAUGCAGUCUGUGCCAAGUGAUUACAUGACCAUGGCAACAUGAGUUACAUUCAGCCAAGAGUUUUGUUGGUUUGGCCCUCUGCUACAUCACCACAAAUACUUAAAAAUAGAAAAAAAGAAAAAAAACAACUUCAAAACAAUCUUGUUUUAAUCCUGGGAUGCAGGGAGGGAUGGGUAGGUGCGAGGUUAGGGAUUGGCAUCUAUACGGGUUUUUACUGUCAUUCAAUUUUGAAACUUCACUUCUGACAUCGCAAGACUCUGUAAUGCAUGUUAAGACUCAGUUUUAAUUUGUACAUCAGAGUUUGAUUAAGGGGAAAUUUGAUAUAAAAUAAACUGGAAUGCACAACC